GGAGUCUGGCUUCGGGAAAGUUUUAGAGGAAACUUAUCUGAAGUGGGUUCAAUAUAAACAAGACUGUAUCAAAAUGAUGAAAAAUGAGCCACUACCUCAAGAAGGCUUGUUUUGCAACAGGACAUUUGACAGAUAUGCCUGCUGGCCAGAUACCCCUGCAGGCUUGAUGGUCAACAUUUCAUGUCCUUUCUACCUGCCCUGGUUUGAGAAAGUGUCUCAGGGAUCUGUGCGUAGGCGAUGUGGUUUCAAUGGACUCUGGGAGACAGACGGAAGCGGGAAUGUGUGGAGGGACAUCAGCGAGUGUGAGCAAGAAAAAGAGGUGGCGUCUCAGGAGCUUUGGCUCAAACAGCUGAUGGUGGGCUUCAGGACAUUGUACACUGUCGGCUAUUCCUUGUCUCUGUCCACGCUUUUAUUGGCUCUAAUCAUUAUCCUGAGCUUUAGGAAACUGCACUGUACCAGAAAUUACAUCCACGCCAACCUGUUUCUGUCCUUCAUCCUGCGGGCUGUGGCCGUCAUUGUAAAGGACACUAUGCUGGAUCGCCACUUUGGGAGAGAAAUUGUCAAUGAUGUCGAUGUAACUGCAAUGCUCAGUCAUCAGGCUACUAUCGGCUGCCGGAUUGCUCAGGUUAUGAUGCAGUACUGCGUCUUGGCCAAUCACUACUGGUUCUUUGGAGAAGCAAUAUAUUUGUACUCUGUUCUCAUUUCCUGUGUGUUCAUUGACAACAACAAAUACCUGCCCUACCUCUGUCUUGGCUGGGGUACCCCUCUCCUGUUUGUGGUACCCUGGGUGGUGAUGAAGGUACAAAAGGAAAACAAAGAAUGUUGGGCCGUUAAUGAGAACAUGAACUACUGGUGGAUCAUUCGCUUUCCAGUUCUUACAGCCUCGCUCAUCAACUUUUUGAUUUUCAUGAAGAUCCUGGGGGUAAUAUUUUCCAAACUACGAGCCAACAUCCAAAGUCGAUAUCCAGAUUAUAAACUGCGGCUUGCCAAGGCAACCCUCACCCUCAUUCCUCUGUUUGGAAUUCAUGAGGUGAUUUUCAUCUUUGCCACAGAUGAGCAGACAACAGGGGUUCUACGCUACAUAAAAGUGUUCUUUACUCUAUUUAUCAGUUCAUUUCAGGGCUUACUGGUGUCUGUGCUCUACUGCUACGCAAACAAAGAGGUGCAGACAGAGCUAAUGAGGAAGUUUCGCAGCUGGAGAACAGAGACAGACAUUUUAGUACAGUGACUAGCUGGGCUUGACCCUCGAGUUGAAACUUUUUCCAUCGCUACGGUCCAAGAUCGCAACAGGUCCUCUAUAUCCCCAACCAGGGCAAUGCCUGACAAUUCCCCAACUCCAGACAACUCACAGGUUUUUGGACGCUGUGAUAGGACGAUUUCUCCACCAGCAGAUGGUUUGGUCGAGCAACCUUCACUAGCAGGAAGUGAAGGACAA
Cyprinodon variegatus (sheepshead minnow) is the source of this 1435-nucleotide messenger RNA. Its product is annotated as glucagon receptor-like. The record is from RefSeq and is a predicted model, not a curated record. The transcript has 12 exons. Gene Ontology annotation, biological process: cell surface receptor signaling pathway; adenylate cyclase-modulating G protein-coupled receptor signaling pathway. Gene Ontology annotation, cellular component: plasma membrane. Lineage: Eukaryota; Metazoa; Chordata; Actinopteri; Cyprinodontiformes; Cyprinodontidae. Bases 74 to 1228 code for a protein of 384 amino acids. Gene Ontology annotation, molecular function: glucagon receptor activity; peptide hormone binding.